Messenger RNA from Periophthalmus magnuspinnatus, 717 nucleotides. It is a transcript of the gene il17c, whose product is annotated as interleukin 17c. The coding region runs from base 1 to 717 and encodes 238 amino acids. Gene Ontology annotation, cellular component: extracellular region. The record is from RefSeq and is a predicted model, not a curated record. Gene Ontology annotation, molecular function: cytokine activity. NCBI's taxonomy places the organism in Eukaryota, Metazoa, Chordata, Actinopteri, Gobiiformes, Gobiidae. The transcript is spliced from 6 exons.
AUGGAAGAGUUGAUGAUGCUGAGGGAGAAAGCAUUUCCAAUCAGGUGUGGCGGUGUGGUGUUUCUGGUGCGCGACAAUGACUGUGUGGUGGAUGCUCCUGUGAUCUUUGUGGAAGUUGCCUCUGGUGACGACACCGCGGAGUCUUUGCCCUGGGCCAGAGAGCGACAUGGUGCAAAAAGGGCAGAAGAGCAGAGCAGAUUCACAGAGAAUAGACGCCUUACUGAGGAAAUGGAGCUAACAAAGGUCUUUGUGUUUCUGCUGAGCCUUGCAGUGCCUAUUUGUAUGCAUCAUUGUUACGAUAAAGAGGGCUUGGAAACGAUAGCCAGAAAAAAGCUCCAGAGCCAUUAUCACCAGCCCGGCUUCCCCACCCAGGCCUCAAGUGCACCCAUCAGCUGCCCCCUUGAUCUGUACCAGAGGGACGAGUCUCUGAAGGGCCGCUCCAUCUCCCCCUGGGCCUAUGUGGAGAGAAAAAUGCCUGAGCACUUCCCCUCCACUUUUUAUGAGGCGCGCUGUCUAUGUGAGGGCUGCAUUCUCUUAAAUGAUGAAAACGAGCCUUAUGAGGACAACAGCCACAACUCUGCUCCUGUGGUCCAGAGCCGUGUGUUUCUGAAGAGGGAGCUGUGUGAAGGCUCCGGGGGAGAUGACAGAAGAUACCGCCUGAUACCAGAAAAUGUUAAUGUGACUGUAGCCUGCACCUGUGUGCGCCCAUUAUAUUAA